Messenger RNA from Aspergillus piperis CBS 112811, 1974 nucleotides. RefSeq lists its product as uncharacterized. Lineage: Eukaryota; Fungi; Ascomycota; Eurotiomycetes; Eurotiales; Aspergillaceae. The record is from RefSeq and is a predicted model, not a curated record. Bases 409 to 1785 code for a protein of 458 amino acids. The transcript has a single exon.
CACACCAAUACCCUCAUUUUGACAACCAUCACGACUUCUAUCUUGGUAUUCCCCCAUCGUAACACUCUUGAAGAGAUGAUCUCUGCUAUUCCUCGAUACAAUUCGCUUGUGAUAUCGCCCAUAUGGCCGACAACAAGGAAGAUGCCUUCACGCGGUCGGGUACAGUCCCCUUGAUCAGGGGCAGAUGAAGCUAUUCAUCAGAUAUAAAUACCCCCUCAUUAUCCAGACAAUGAGUUGGAGAAUAGAUGCAGAAACAAUCGGUUUCUCAAAGCCACCUGGUUCUUCUUUCAGUCUCUCAGCUCCCUGCGAAAGAUCAUCCACAGAUCUGUCUCUCAUCUCACCAAAAGCAACCUUCUCCUCCCUUCCAGCAACUACAACGCACUGCCAUCCAGGCCCCUGCUUACAGCAAUGGCUUCCAUCAAGAACGAUGAGCAUCAGCAUCAGUCAUCGACCAAUGACCCAAGGGAAGUUGAAGAGAAGCUGUGCCAGCUAAUGAAGGACAAUUUGCACACUACCGCAAACGAUCCCACUGGAGCUGAGAAACAGUCCCAUCAGCCAGACUGCUCUCCUCCUCUCGACGAUCCUCCCACCGACUCGUCUUCGAGCCCCGACAACGACAACAAGACGAACGAAGAAGCGGAUGAACCGAGGAUCCAAGCAAAGGAGGCAACUGGGCUCAACAACGACCCGUCUCCAAGCCCCAACGAUGACAACAAGACGGACAAACGAGCAGAUGAAGAAGCGGAUGAAUCGACAGCCCCAGCAAAAGACGAAACCAAGCCCGCCGACGACGAGCUGUCCGAGUCAUCGGAAGACGAGUCGAAUUCCCCCGAACCAGACCCAAGCGAAACUAAAGCCGACAGACUGCGGCGCGAGCGACGGGCCCAGUUGGAUGAUUAUAUCAAACGGAGUCCCAAGAAGCUAAUGCCGCGCGAUAUCUGGCAAUUGGAACAAGACUUCCGACUUACAGACUGGCAGGCUUGCGCUACAGAUCCAUCUUAUCAGCCACCAGUAGGCACAGAACUGGAACUGAGCGAAGCCGAAGCCGAAGAGCUACAGCGCCAGGAACGAGAGUGGUGGAGGUUAGAACAGGAGGAUAUGAUGUCCUGCUGCCUGAUACCGGACGAGGGAUGGUUGGCCGAUCUGAAAACCGAGCAGACAAGUAAAAAUGAAGCGGCGGACGAAUCGACAACCCCAGUAAAAGAAGAAACCAAGCCCGACAACCAUCUGCCUCAGCCAUCAGAAAACGAGCCGGAUACCCAGCUUUGUCCAAGCGAGACCAAAGCUGACAGAAUGCGGCGCGAGCACCGAGCCCAGUUAGACAGUUAUUACAAACUCAAUCAAGGGAGUUUAUUGCCCCGUGGUGUCUGGCAAAUGGAACAAGACUUCCGACUUACAGACUGGCAGGCUUACGCUACAGAUCCAUCUUAUCUGCCACCGUUUGCUACACGACUGGAACUGAGCGAGUCGGAAGCUGAAGAGCUGCGGCGCCAGGAACGAGUAUUCUGGGAGCAAAAAGACUUGCCAUAUGACAGAAACUCGAGGAUCAUGCCACUGGAAUAUGAGGGAAUUAUACCCAAUGACGAUUGGUUUCACGAUCUUAAGGCUGAGCCAAUGAGUAGGGAGGAAGAGCUGCGGCGCUAUCAUGAGCAAAAGUCCCGUACGAAGAAGAGUAAGGAAUGUGAGGAUGGUCGGAAUAUUACAGCGGUCGCUCCAAACGAAGCCGAAAACAGCCUUGCUAGCGACCAGAUUAGAGCCGAUCCUUUGGUGCCAUCCAAGCUUUGAAAUCUUUUUCUUUCACCUCUUUCUGGGGAAUACCUUCCAGUGCUACGAGUGUCGACUACCAGCGAAAUGGUCAUUGAGAUCAGUCGUGGUCCGGUUUUCUCUACCUACUUGGAGCAAGGACUGCCCCUUCCCGCAAUCCCUCAUAAGUCCUUCGUUUAGUUCAUCAAUAUAAAUCAUUCUUUUAAGAAG